AUGCCGUCCGACAGCGAGGUGACCGAUGACCCUAACACGGUUGUCAUCCCGGUACCUGAUGAAAAAAGCGAUGGCGACAAGGCCACCUGGCCUCUGAACAGUCCUUCGGCGCAAUUCCAUUAUCGCAUGAAGGAUGAUAGCAGAUGGAGGAUGGGCCUAGCUGCGAUGUGGGUUGAGCAUGAAAAUGCUAAGGAAGAAGGUAUUAAUUACAUCCUGGAAAAAUUGCCUGAGGGUUAUGCUCUCAUGGAUCGACCCCGGGGGACCAACAGCGCAAUGCGUGACGCGUUCCUUUUUGGUCACCCCAGCGGCAAAUACUUCCAGUCCCGAGUCACUUUCUUCAAGCACUUUCACUGGUUGAUGACCGAACGUGUAAAACCUUGCGAGUGCGUUCCCUGUGCCAGACAAUCUCAAGGAUCUAAGAUCCGAAAGCGACGCACCAAAGCCGAGAUGGAGGCUGACAGGAAGAAGUACUCGCAACAGUGGUGGGACCCCCAGUGGCCUUGCACGGAGGAAGGCCCUGACUACUGGAAAGGCCACAUCAUGGACCUUAAGAAGCAUGGCAGGCUGGAUAUUGAAAUCAACCAUCCUUUCAACAGAGAUUGGGUAUUCAACCACGAGCUGCUUGAGAACGCUUUCAUCCGCUACACGCUUCAGCCCGGGUUCAUUCCCCGUCGUGGCGAGGUAGUCCUUUGGACCUGGUCCUUGGACGGCACUCUAGAAUGGAAUUCAGAAACCAUGACCAUGCAAAUCAAAGGCGGAGAUGGCAAAUGGCACGGCACUCCUGAAUGGCGCGCCGGUGUUGUGACUCAGGUUCCCGAAGAACCGAUCAGCUUCCUUGAUAUCGUUCAACUCACCAAGAAACAGAGGCCCGUGACAUACUCCGGGUUCCGGGUCGAAACACUUCCUCAUCCGAAUGAGGAUGAUAAAUCUUAUUCCCUUCAAUAUACUUACCUGCCGCUGAAGUGCAUCAAGCCUUUCCAUGCCUUUGAGCGAUUUCUUCAGAGCGUUCCCCGGGAAAAGUUCCAUCCUUCAAUUGAACAUGCCCUGACCACCAUGGCCUCUUACAGCUUGUUGCACUAUGUCCGAUUCAAGGGUGAAUGGCCAAAUGCCCGUAUUUUCUGCAAGGGAAUAUACAUUGGCCACGAGCUCAUCGCUGUCAAGGACACUGUCCGUCUGAAGCCCUGGGGAAUCACCGCGGAGGACCUGGAAGAAGUAGGCGAAACCAAGCAGUUCAAGAACGACCUCGUUUCAGACGUGAUGUUCGUCGAGCGCAUCUGGCUGCAGCUUGAGGACUGUUCUGCCGAUCCCAAAGAUGAGCAACUUGCCAGAUCGUGUGUGCCUUAUAUCGCUGGCAAAGUGUAUACUCGCGACCCGAACCGCCUUGAUCACUACAUGCCUUUCGCCAAAGAUCCUUUGCAAAAAAUGCACUUUAAUGAAGUCAUCAAUGCAUUCCAGUACGUCGGCAUGACCGGGUACGAAGGCAAUUGGUAUCGCAUCGCUGGCGGUAAGACCUGCAUCGUCACCCCAGGCAUGAUCCUCGGCCGUUGCUACGAGCCUGAGGCCACAAAUCUUCACUUUGGCAGCGAUUGUCUUGACUACGACCUGCACGACAUUCUGAGCGGCCGCCGGUAUUCGAUUAUGGCCGACAACCGUAUCGCCGAGGGGCUGAACUGGUUCUGGGGUGACUACCGCGUUCAAACUCUUGGUCUGGCCACUAUCAACGGCGUAGAGGUCGGGCCAGCCGCGGACCAACGCAAAGAACCCGAACGGUGGCAGGCGAUUUUACGGAUCUUAGCCGGUAGCACUGACCCCAUCGAUGUGAGACUUGCGCAGUUCCCCGGUGAAAAAAGCGCUGGCCGCACGCAGAAGAAGCCGUUCCGCGAGGUCAGCAAGAUGAGCAAGCUAGUUAGCUCUGGCCUGGGUGAUGUGAAUACCGAUGAAAAGGACGACUCGCAGGCGGAGGACGAUAGCGAGUCGGACCUUGCGGAUGUAGAGCUUAUGGCAUCUAUUCCGUUCCGUGAAAAUUAUGACGCCAAUGAUGAUGACUAUGAAGAUGAGUGA
This is a messenger RNA of Penicillium macrosclerotiorum, 2061 nucleotides long. RefSeq lists its product as uncharacterized. The transcript has 4 exons. Gene Ontology annotation, cellular component: rDNA heterochromatin; SHREC complex. Bases 1 to 2061 code for a protein of 686 amino acids. The record is from RefSeq and is a predicted model, not a curated record. Lineage: Eukaryota; Fungi; Ascomycota; Eurotiomycetes; Eurotiales; Aspergillaceae. Gene Ontology annotation, biological process: silent mating-type cassette heterochromatin formation.